GCGACUUUAUUUGCGGAGAGUAUUGACCGCUGUUGCUUCUGUUGCUAUAGCAAGCUACGUAGAAUCCUUGAAAAGAAAAUGGACACCGGUGGGGUGAAGGUCCUGGAGUCAGCAGAGGACAUCCAGGAGCGCCGGCAGCAGGUUCUGGACCGGUACCGGCGCUUUAAGGAGCUGUCGACGGUGCGUCGGCAGAAGCUGGAGGACUCUUACCGCUUCCAGUUCUUCCGCCGAGAUGCUGACGAGCUGGAGAAAUGGAUCCAGGAGAAGCUGCAGAUUGCCUCAGACGAAAGCUACAAGGACCCUACCAACCUGCAGGGCAAGCUGCAGAAGCACCAGGCCUUCGAGGCAGAGGUUCAGGCCAAUGCGGGCGCCAUUGUCAAGCUGGACGAGACUGGCAACCAGAUGAUUACUGAGGGCCACUUUGCUGCAGAGACCAUCCGUACUCGUCUGGAGGAGCUGCACAGGUUGUGGGACAUGCUGCUGCAGAAGAUGAAGGAGAAGGGCGUGUGUCUGCUGCAGGCGCAGAAGCUGGUGCAGUACCUGCGUGAGUGUGAGGAUGCCCUGGACUGGAUCAGCGACAAGGAGGCAAUAGUGACCUCGGAGGAGCUGGGGCAGGACCUGGAGCAUGUGGAGGUCCUGCAGAAGAAGUUUGAGGAGUUUCUGGCUGACCUGGCAGCCCAUGAGGAGCGGGUCAACGAGGUGAACCAGCAGGCGGGGCGGCUGGUGCAGGAGUCCCACCCGGAGGCGGAGCUGAUCUCCAAGAAGCAGGCCGAGGUGAACGCUGCCUGGCAGAGGCUGAAGGGCCUGUCCCAGCAGAGGCAGGGGAAGCUGUUUGGUUCGGCUGAGGUGCAGAGAUUCAACAGGGAUGUGGAUGAAACAAUCAGCUGGAUUAAGGAGAAGGAGCAGCUUAUGGCAUCUGAUGAUUUUGGGAGGGACCUGGCGAGCGUGCAGGCCCUUCUGCGCAAACAUGAGGGGCUGGAGAGAGACCUGGCAGCCCUGGGAGACAAGGUGAACACCCUGGGUGUGGAGGCGGAGCGUCUCCAGAAGACGCACCCCCACAAUGCCACUCAGAUCCAGCUGAAGAGGGAUGAGCUCAUCACUAACUGGGAGCAGAUCCGCGCUCUGGCCGCUGAGCGCCACACCCACCUCAAUGACUCGUACAGGCUGCAGCGCUUCAUUGCAGAUUUCCGCGACCUGACCAGCUGGGUGACGGAGAUGAAGGCGCUGAUCAAUGCUGAUGAGCUGGCCAACGAUGUCGCUGGGGCUGAAGCUCUUCUGGACCGGCACCAGGAGCAUAAGGGGGAGAUUGAUGCCCAUGAGGAUGGCUUUAAGGCCACAGAUGAGGCAGGUCAGGCCCUGUUGAACAUGGGACAUUAUGCCUCAGAGGAGGUGAAGGAGAAGUUGGGUGUCCUGGCUGCGGAGAAGCAGUCCCUGCUGGAGCUGUGGGAGCUGCGCAGACAGCAGUACGAGCAGUGCAUGGACCUGCAGCUCUUCUACAGGGACACUGAGCAGGUCGACAACUGGAUGAGCAAGCAGGAGGCCUUCCUGUUGAAUGAAGACCUGGGCGACUCUCUGGACAGCGUGGAGGCUCUGCUGAAGAAACAUGAGGACUUUGAGAAAUCUCUUAGUGCUCAGGAGGAAAAGAUCACUGCCCUGGAUGAAUUUGCCACUAAACUGAUCCAGAACAAUCACUAUGCCAAGGAAGAUGUGGCUCUGCGCAGAGAUGCGCUUCUGAGCCGGCGCAACGCCCUUCACCAGCGCGCACAGGCGCGCCGUGCUGCCCUGGAUGACUCCUUCCACCUGCAGCAGUUCUUCCGGGACUCCGAUGAGCUCAAGAGCUGGAUCAACGAGAAGAUGAAGACCGCCACCGACGAGGCCUACAAGGACCCCUCCAACCUGCAGGGCAAAGUGCAGAAGCACCAGGCGUUUGAAGCUGAGCUCUCGGCCAAUCAGAGCCGCAUCGAUGCCCUUCAGAAGUCAGGGCAGGAGCUGAUUGACCGAAAACACUAUGCUAAGGAUGAAGUGUCUGCCCGCAUGGAGGAAGUCGGCACACAGUGGAAGAAGCUUCUGGAAGCCACCGAGCUGAAAGGCAUCAAGCUUCGGGAGGCUAACCAGCAGCAGCAGUUCAACCGCAAUGUGGAGGACAUAGAGCUGUGGCUGUAUGAGGUCGAAGGUCACCUGGCGUCUGAUGACUACGGCAAGGAUCUGACAAGCGUGCAGAACCUGCAGAAGAAGCACGCCCUGCUGGAGGCUGAUGUGACUGCGCACCAGGACCGCAUCGACGGUAUUACCAUCCAGGCCCGUCAGUUCCAGGAGGCGGGCCACUUUGAUGCCGACAACAUCCGCAAGAAGCAGGAGGCACUGGUGUCACGGUAUGAGUCACUGAAGGAGCCCAUGGCAGCGAGGAAGCAGAAGCUCUCCGAUUCACUGCGCCUGCAGCAGCUGUUCCGCGACAUAGAGGAUGAGGAGACCUGGAUCCGCGAGAAGGAGCCUAUCACAGCGUCCACCAACAGGGGGAAAGACUUGAUCGGAGUUCAGAACCUGCUGAAGAAGCACCAGGCACUGCAGGCUGAGAUUGCUGGACAUGAGCCUCGUAUCAAGGCUGUUACCCAGAAGGGCCAGGCUAUGGUGGAGGAAGGCCACUUCGCUGGCGAGGAGGUGAAGGUGAAGCUGCAGGACCUGAGUGGGCGCUGGGACACACUGAAGAAGAAGGCAUCCCAGCGCAGGCAGGACCUGGAGGACUCUCUUCAGGCACAGCAGUACUUCGCCGAUGCCAACGAGGCCGAGUCCUGGAUGAGGGAGAAGGAGCCCAUUGUGGGGAGCACCGACUAUGGCAAAGAUGAGGAUUCUGCUGAGGCUCUGCUGAAGAAGCACGAAGCUCUGAUGUCAGACCUGAGCGCCUAUGGCAGCAGCAUCCAGGCACUGAAGGAGCAGGCCCAGGCCUGCAGGCAACAAGUGGCCCCAACCGAUGACGAGACGGGCAAGGAGCUGGUGCUCGCUCUGUAUGACUACCAGGAGAAGAGUCCCCGCGAGGUCACCAUGAAGAAAGGAGACAUCCUCACUCUGCUCAACAGCACCAACAAGGACUGGUGGAAGGUGGAGGUGAACGAUCGCCAGGGCUUUGUUCCCGCUGCCUACGUGAAGAAGCUUGACCCGGCCCAGUCCUCAUCCCGGGAGAACCUCCUGGAUGAGCAAGGCAGCAUCUCUGCCCGCCAGGACCAGAUUGACCGCCAGUCUCAGGUGAAGGAGGUGUACAGUGUGUCUGUGCGCAUGACACAGGUGGAGGAACUGUAUGGCAACCUGCUGGAAAUGGGGGAGAAACGGAAGAACAUUCUAGAAAACAGCUGCAAGAAGUUCAUGCUCUUCCGAGAGGCAAACGAGCUGCAGCAAUGGAUUAACGAGAAGGAGGGUGCCCUCACCAGUGAGGAGGUUGGGUCCGACCUGGAGCAGGUGGAGGUGCUUCAGAAGAAGUUUGACGAUUUCCAGAAGGACCUGAAGGCUAAUGAAUCACGCCUGAAGGACAUCAACAAGGUGGCAACGGAGCUGGAGUCUGUGGGUUUAAUGGCAGAAGAGGCACAGCAACAACAAAUGCUUGGAUCUGCUCCAGGAUCAGGGAAAGAUGAAGCAGACUCCAAAAACACAUCACCAUGGAAGUCCAUUCGCUUGGCUGUACAAACGACGGCCAACUUUAAUAGCAUUAAGGACCUGAAUGAUCGGUGGAAGAGUCUGCAGCAGCUGGCGGAGGAAAGGAGUAAUCUUCUAGGGAGCGCACACGAGGUGCAGAGAUUCCACAGGGAUGCUGAUGAGACCAAAGAGUGGAUCGAGGAGAAGAACCAGGCUUUGAACACUGACAACUACGGCCAUGACCUGGCAAGCGUGCAGGCCCUGCAGCGCAAGCAUGAGGGCUUCGAGAGAGACCUGGCAGCUCUUGGAGACAAGGUAAAAUCUCUGGGCGAGACAGCAGAUCGGCUUACACAGUCCCACCCAGAGGCUGAGGAGGACAUCAAAGUGAAGCGCAGCGAGCUGAACACAGCCUGGACCAGCCUUGUGGGCCGAGCCGACCAGCGCAAGGAAAAACUUGGAAACUCCCAUGACCUCCAGCGCUUCCUCACUGACUUCAGGGACCUGAUGUCCUGGGUCAAGGGGAUCAGGGGACUCGUGUCCUCGGAGGAACUGGCUAAGGAUGUGACUGGAGCUGAAGCUCUGCUGGAGAGACACCAGGAGCACCGCACAGAGAUCGAUGCCCGCGCCGGAACCUUCCAGGCCUUUGAGCAGUUCGGGCAGGAGCUGCUGUCACGCGGCCACUACGCCAGUCCUGAGAUCCAGCAGAAACUGCAGGAGCUGGACCGGGAGCGGGCUGACCUGGAGAAGGCCUGGGUCCAGCGCAGGAUGAUCCUGGAUCAGUGUCUGGAGCUGCAGCUGUUUAACCGUGACUGCGAGCAGGCGGAGACCUGGAUGGCUGCGCGGGAGGCCUUCCUGGCGAGCGAUGAUAAGGGCGACUCCCUGGACAGCGUGGAGGCGCUUAUCAAAAAGCACGAAGACUUCGACAAGGCCAUCAAUGUGCAGGAGGAGAAGAUAGCUGCCCUGCAGUCCUUUGCUGACCAGCUGAUUGGAGCAGACCACUAUGCCAAGUCAGAAAUCGCUGCCCGGCGCAACGAAGUGCUGGACAGGUGGCGUCGCCUGAAGGCGCAGAUGAUCGAGAAGCGCUCCAAGCUGGGCGAAUCACAGACGCUGCAGCAGUUCAGUCGCGAUGUGGACGAGAUCGAGGCCUGGAUCAGCGAGAAGCUGCAGACAGCCACGGACGAGUCCUACAAGGACCCCACCAACAUCCAGCUGUCCAAACUGUUGAGCAAGCACCAGAAGCACCAGGCCUUCGAGGCAGAGCUGCACGCCAACGCAGACAGGAUCCGCGGUGUCAUUGACACAGGCAACGCCCUCAUACAGAGGGGCGCCUGUGCAGGGAGUGAGGAUGCUGUGAAGGCGCGUCUCCGAGCCCUGGAUGAACAGUGGCAGUUCCUGGUCCAGAAGUCUGCUGAGAAGAGCCAGAAGCUCAAGGAAGCCAACAAGCAGCAGAACUUCAACACUGGCAUCAAGGACUUCGACUUCUGGCUGUCUGAGGUGGAAGCUCUGCUUGCCUCUGAGGAUUAUGGGAAAGAUUUGGCCUCUGUGAACAACCUUCUGAAGAAACAUCAACUUCUAGAGGCAGACAUUUCUGCCCAUGAGGAGCGUCUGAAAGACCUGAACAGCCAGGCCGACAGCCUGAUGUCCAGUGAUGCCUUUGACACCACCCUGGUAAAGGACAAGCGCAAUGCUGUCAAUGCCCGCUUUGCCAAGAUUCAGAACAUGGCCUCCAGUCGCCGAGCCAAGCUCAACGAGUCCCACCGCCUGCACCAGUUCUUCAGGGACCUGGACGAUGAGGAGUCCUGGAUCAAAGAGAAGAAGCUGCUGGUGAGCUCAGAGGAUUAUGGCCGUGAUCUGACUGGAGUGCAGAACCUGAGGAAGAAACACAAGAGGCUGGAGGCUGAGCUGGGCACCCACGAGCCAGCAAUACAGUCUGUGCUGGACACAGGGAGGAAGCUUUCCGAUGACAACACCAUUGGGCAGGAAGAGAUCCAGCAGAGACUGGCCCAGUUUGUGGAGCACUGGAAGGAGCUGAAGGACCUGGCUGCGGCACGGGGCAAGAGGCUGGAGGAGUCUCUGGAGUUUCAGCAGUUUGUGGCGAAUGUGGAGGAGGAGGAGGCCUGGAUCAAUGAGAAACUCAACCUGGUUGGAAGCGAGGAUUAUGGAGACACACUGGCAGCCGUGCAGGGCUUACUGAAGAAGCAUGAGGCAUUUGAAACAGACUUCACAGUGCAUAGAGACCGAGUGAGCGACGUGUGUGCAAAUGGAGAAGAGCUCAUUAAGAAGAAAAACCACCAUGCAGACAAUAUCAGUGCCAGGAUGAAGGCCCUUAAGGGCAAGGUGACAGAGCUGCAGAAGGCAGCAGCCCAGAGGAAGGCCAAGCUGGACGAGAACUCUGCCUUCCUGCAGUUCAACUGGAAGGCCGAUGUGGUGGAGUCCUGGAUUGGUGAGAAAGAGAACAGUCUGAAGACUGACGAUUAUGGCCGCGAUCUCUCCUCUGUCCAAACACUUCUCACCAAACAGGAGACAUUUGACGCUGGGCUGCAGGCCUUCCAGCAGGAGGGCAUCACCAACAUCACCGCCCUGAAGGACCAGCUGCUGGCGGCCAAACACGUGCAGUCUCGCGCUAUCGAGGACCGCCACGCCGCCCUCAUGAAGCGCUGGAACCAGCUGCUCUCCAACUCCGCUGCCCGCAAGAAGAAGCUGCUGGAAGCUCAGGAGCAUUUCAGGAAGGUAGAGGACCUCUUCCUGACCUUCGCCAAGAAGGCGUCGGCCUUCAACAGCUGGUUCGAGAACGCAGAGGAGGACCUGACGGACCCGGUGCGCUGCAACUCGCUGGAGGAGAUCCGCGCCCUGCGCGAUGCUCACGAGGCCUUCCGCUCCUCCCUCAGCUCCGCCGAGGCCGACUACAACCAGCUGGCCGAGCUGGACCGCCAGAUCCGCAGCUACCAGGUGGUGUCCAACCCCUACACCUGGUUCACCAUGGAAGCCCUGGAGGAGACCUGGAGGAACCUGCAGAAGAUCAUCAAGGAGCGAGAGCUUGAGCUGCAGAAGGAACAGCGCCGCCAGGAGGAGAAUGAUAAACUGCGUCAGGAGUUUGCACAGCAUGCCAACGCCUUUCACCAGUGGCUGCAGGAGACCAGGACAUAUCUUCUGGAUGGCAUAGCCUAUCGCCGGGUUAUCCAUGUCUAUCAGUACGAAGUCGGUGACGACCUCUCUGGAAGAUCCUGUAUGGUGGAAGAAUCUGGAACUUUGGAAUCUCAGCUGGAGGCUACUAAGCGUAAGCACCAGGAGAUCCGGGCCAUGCGCAGUCAGCUAAAGAAGAUUGAGGAUCUGGGGGCGGCCAUGGAGGAGGCCCUGAUCCUGGAUAACAAGUACACAGAGCACAGCACGGUGGGGCUGGCACAGCAAUGGGACCAGCUGGACCAACUGGGCAUGAGGAUGCAGCACAACCUGGAACAGCAAAUUCAGGCCAGGAACACCACUGGUGUGACAGAGGAGGCCCUCAAAGAAUUCAGCAUGAUGUUUAAGCAUUUUGACAAGGAAAAGACUGGACGUCUGAACCAUCAGGAGUUCAAGUCCUGUCUGCGUUCGCUGGGGUAUGACCUGCCCAUGGUGGAGGAGGGCGAGUCCGACCUGGAGUUCGAGUCCAUUCUCGACACAGUGGAUCCAAACAGGGAUGGCCAGGUGUCCCUGCAGGAGUACAUGGCCUUCAUGAUCAGCCGAGAGACAGAGAACGUCAAGUCGAGCGAGGAGAUUGAGAGCGCCUUCCGAGCCCUGAGCGCUGAGAACAAACCAUACGUCACCAAGGAAGAGCUGUAUCAGAACCUGACAAAGGAGCAGGCAGACUACUGCAUCUCUCACAUGAAACCCUACCUGGACAGCAAGGGUCGCGAGAUGCCAUCAGCCUUCGACUUUGUCGAAUUCACUCGCUCGCUCUUCGUCAACUGACCCGCCCCCCCUCUACCCGCCAGUGACCAAUCGGGAUGCGUUUUCCCCACAGCCUAUUAGCAUGAUUCUGCGUUCUCCUCUUGCACUCGAUAGCUCCAGCUGUCUGUCUGUCUGUGUGCUUCUAUUACAAUAGCCUCGUGAAAUUGUCAGCAUUCUAUUGUGGUGUUUUAGGUGUUAAUGUGCUUUGCUUGGUUUCAAACCCAUACAAAGGAUAACGAUAACGCCACUUAGAAGAUUGCAGUGUGCUUAAUUAAACGCUACUGGUUCA
Molecule: messenger RNA, 7840 nt
Organism: Megalops cyprinoides (Indo-Pacific tarpon)
Lineage: Eukaryota; Metazoa; Chordata; Actinopteri; Elopiformes; Megalopidae
Product: spectrin alpha chain, non-erythrocytic 1-like
Exons: 57
Coding region: 79-7572 (2497 amino acids)
Biological process (GO): actin cytoskeleton organization
Cellular component (GO): cell projection; cell junction; plasma membrane
Molecular function (GO): calcium ion binding; actin filament binding
Source: RefSeq, a predicted model, not a curated record